AUGUCCACGACUGACUCCUGCUGCACCUGCGCAACGUUGCUGACCGACGUCAAAGUUCCCUACGACGCCGAGUCCGAGAAGCCGCUGCUCCACAACCGGCGCCUGGAGUGUUGCUCGCGCCAGAUCUGCGCCACUUGCCAGUAUCAAAACCCGCGGUUCCAGUCCUACUGUCCUUUCUGCCAGAUCUCGUCUGGCCCUUCAGCCCUACCGAAAGAUGGUCUCAGGCUUCCUCCCUCGUACACCCGGAGUCCUCAGUCCAGCAGCCGUGGCAGGGCCGAAUCGCCGCCACCAUCGUACGCCGAUGCGAUAACACCUAGACGACUACCUGACCCGAGCACAGGCACAGCGCCUCCCCGGCAUACCGAGGACACACUGCACUUUGUGGGCUCUCAAGACUCGUUACAGUCGCUGUCUCUUGCGUACAAAGUCCCAGUCCCGACCCUCCGCCAGCAUAACAACCUCUACUCUGACCAACUGCUUGUGGCCCGCAAGUGGAUCCUGAUUCCGAAGUCCCACUACACCGGCCCGUCUCUGUCGACGCCUCCGAACCCUGACGAGGAAGAACGCAAGACCAAGCUGCGGAGAUGGAUGGUCGCCACGAAAUGUGCCGAUUACGACGUGGCCGCCCUCUAUCUGAAGGGAAGCGAUUAUAACUUGGACCUGGCACUCCAGGCCUUCCGAGCCGACGAGGAGUGGGAGAAGAAUCAUCCGAUGCAUGGGAAAGGGAAGGACGGUGACGGACGGCGACAGCGCCUCGGGACAGGAGGCAGUCUUGCUGGACAAAUAUCAUGA
Capronia epimyces CBS 606.96 is the source of this 792-nucleotide messenger RNA. RefSeq lists its product as uncharacterized. The record is from RefSeq and is a predicted model, not a curated record. The transcript has a single exon. Bases 1 to 792 code for a protein of 263 amino acids. Lineage: Eukaryota; Fungi; Ascomycota; Eurotiomycetes; Chaetothyriales; Herpotrichiellaceae.